This is a messenger RNA of Mesocestoides corti, 1146 nucleotides long. NCBI's taxonomy places the organism in Eukaryota, Metazoa, Platyhelminthes, Cestoda, Cyclophyllidea, Mesocestoididae. The record is from the annotation of a GenBank genome assembly.
AUGGAUGAAUUAGGUGGACACGCUGAACGCAGGAGACGUAAGCUUGUGCAUCUGGGUGAACGAUUUCAGAAACAGCUAUUCCAACUGCAACACCCCACCAACUGUUCUACUGCCAGAUUUGUUGAGACAAGACUGCCGAUGUGUGGAUUUGGCUGUCAAAUCCACCAUAUUGCGCUUGCAAUGCAACUAGCAAUAGCAACUAACAGAACACUGUUUGUGCAUGGCUUCGAUCAAAUCUUCCAUGGACUGUUUCUCCCUUUGACUAACUGCACAGCAAUUGGAAAACAUCAAUCCGUGAUUGAGCAAAAAAUUGUCACUUUUGCUACUGUAACUCCACUGUCACCUCCGGCACUGCCAGCUGAAUGGGCGAGUCUGCUUCAACCUCUACACGAGUCACCGUAUUUGUGGCUGCGUGGACACAUGAUUAAAUACGCGAUUCGUCUGAAAGACGCCUCUCUAUCGAAUCACACUAACUCAAUGGUUAUGAACCUUCGACGUGGUGGCUAUGGUCAAGUCUACGUCGGCAUCCACAUCCGUCGCACUGACAAACUCGUUAAGGAGGCCAAGUCGUUUUCCGUCAGUGCGUACAUGCAACACGUUGAGCAGCAUUAUCGAUUUAUAAGAACGUGUAAUGAGUUGAAAGGUAUGCUAAAUGAUACACGUAGGCGGAAUAUAUUUCUGGCUUUUGAUGAUCCAAAAGUGUGUUCAGAAGCCAGGCAAACGUAUUCCAUGUAUGCAUUUCAUGAGAAAGGGACAACAUUCCAGACCAACUCAGACGUGAAAUCGCGAGUUACAAAAGAGGGAAUUAAAUCAAUUUGCUUUGAUGUGAUGCUGCUGGCUUACGCCGACUUCCUCGUCUGCACGUUUUCCUCUAAUGUUUGCCGACUGGCGCAUGCCUUGAAACAGGCAUUGAAUGUUCACUACGGCGACCGCACACAGCAAACCGCUUCUGUAGACAUGAGUUAUUACAUCAUUGGCUCUCAAGAAAGCACAUGGAAAGUCUGGCUGGAUUACGCACCGCACGCAAAACGCGGCGAUCUCGUCACAGUGAACGAACACUCAAGAUUUGGCUAUGCGCAUAUAAACGGUACGGCCUGGGUACCACAAUUUAUCCUGCGAGAACAGUCUAUCCUUUUUCCGCCCUAA